Messenger RNA from Neoarthrinium moseri, 2151 nucleotides. RefSeq lists its product as uncharacterized. The record is from RefSeq and is a predicted model, not a curated record. Gene Ontology annotation, biological process: nuclear-transcribed mRNA catabolic process, deadenylation-dependent decay; translational termination; translation. Gene Ontology annotation, cellular component: translation release factor complex. Gene Ontology annotation, molecular function: GTPase activity; GTP binding; translation release factor activity. Bases 1 to 2151 code for a protein of 716 amino acids. The transcript has 3 exons. NCBI's taxonomy places the organism in Eukaryota, Fungi, Ascomycota, Sordariomycetes, Amphisphaeriales, Apiosporaceae.
AUGUCCGACCUCAACUCCUGGGAGGACGACCCCUCGGCGCAGGAGGAGAACCUGUCCCGUCAGACCCAGCAGAUGAACCUCAACAACCAACAGCAGCAGUCCGGCUUCCGCCCCGGCGCUUCGUCCUUCCAGCCUGGCGCUGCCGCAUUCACGCCAGGGGCCGGCGGCUACGGAGGCUAUCCCCAGUAUCAGCAGCAGCAGCAGUACUACGGCGGCCAGCAGGGCUAUUACCCUCAGUACGGCGCCGGCCAGGGCCAGGGCUUCAACCAGUAUGGCCAGGGCCAGGGUUACGGCGCAGUGUACGGGCAGCAGGGCGGCUUCAAUCAAGGCUACGGCCAGCAAUAUCCCCAGUACGGCCAACAGCAAGCACAGAACGCCGCCCAGGCCCCGACGCCGCCUCAGCAGGGCCAACCGAAGCCAACCCCCACCAUUGCGAAGCGCCCAGACCCGGCCGCCGCACCGGAAGCCAGCAAGCCAACCGUCGCGAAAGAGGGCGGCACCAAGGUGCUGAGCAUCGGCGGGGACGCGCCAAAGCCCAAGGCCGCAAAGGUCCUGUCUAUCGGCGUCCCAGCACCCCCUAAGGAGGAGCCAAAGCCGGCAGAGGAGAAGCCAGAGGAAGCCGGCGCCGAGGCUGGCGCCAAGGCCACCGCAACCAAGGCUUUGGAGAAGACCGGAGAGACCACCAAGACCGCCAGCGGGAAGACAUCUCCCACCCCAUCAACGGGUUCGGGCCGCUCCAGCCCUAGCCGAGCUGCCAAGGCGGCCGCGAAGCGCGAUGCAGACGCUGUCGCAAACGAGCAGGCUGCCGAUGUCGAUGACGAGACCUUGAAGGAGAUUUACGGCAAGGAGCACAUGAACAUCAUCUUCAUCGGACACGUCGAUGCCGGCAAGUCGACCCUGGGUGGUUCCAUCCUCUACGCGACCGGCAUGGUCGACGAGCGAACCCUGGACAAGUACAAGCGCGAAGCCAAGGAUAUGGGCCGAGAGACUUGGUACCUGUCUUGGGCUUUGGACCUGACUAAGGAGGAGCGCUCCAAGGGCAAGACGGUCGAGGUCGGUAGAGGCUUCUUCGAGACCGAGAAGCGUCGAUACAGUAUCCUCGAUGCUCCCGGCCACAAGACCUAUGUCGCGAACAUGAUCGGAGGAGCCGCACAAGCUGAUGUUGGUAUCCUCGUCAUCUCGGCCCGAAAGGGCGAGUACGAAACCGGAUUCGAAAAGGGUGGCCAGACCCGAGAGCAUGCCAUGCUUGCCAAGACCCAGGGUGUCAACAAGCUUGUCGUCGUCAUCAACAAGAUGGACGAUCCAACUGUCGAUUGGUCGCACGACAGAUACAAGGAGUGUUCUACCAAGCUGGCGACGUUCCUGAAGGGCACGGGCUUCAACUUGAAGACGGAUGUGCACUUUAUGCCCAUUGCCGCACAGCAGACUCUGGGCAUCAAGAACAGGGUGCCCAAGGACAAGUGCCCUUGGUAUGACGGCCCCUCCUUGCUCGAGUACCUCGACAACCUCUCGACGAUGGAGCGGAAGCUCAACGCACCCUUCAUGAUGCCCGUCGCAGCCAAGUACCGUGAUAUGGGUACCAUGAUCGAGGGCAAGAUCGAGGCCGGUGUCGUCAAGAAGGGCAUGAGCUUGAUCAUGAUGCCAAACAAGGACAAGAUCGACAUCGCCGCAGUAUAUACCGAGACUGAGGAGGAAGUCAAGAUUGCACAGAGUGGUGACCAAGUCCGCUUACGCCUGCGAGGCCUCGAAGAAGAAGAUAUUUUGCCUGGCUUUGUGCUAUGCUCACCCAAGCGUCUGGUACACACUGUCACAACCUUUGAAUGUCAGAUUCGUAUCCUGGACCUGAAGACCAUUCUUACCGCCGGCUUCAACUGUGUAUGUCACGUGCACACAGCGAUUGAGGAGGUCACAUUCGAUGCUUUGAUGCACAAGUUGCAGAAGGGCACUAACCGCAAGAGCAAAUUGCCCCCUACGCAUGCGAAGAGGGGCGACAGCAUCAUUGCGCGGUUGAAGGUGAUUGGAGGAGCUGGCUCGAUUUGUGUUGAGAGGUUCGAAGACUACCCACAGAUGGGUCGUUUCACCCUGAGAGACCAGGGUCAAACCAUUGCCAUUGGCAAGAUCAUCAAGCUCAUCACCGACGAGGCUGCUUAA